AUGUCGGAAAAUGCGAGAAGCAGAGAUAUUCGACGAACAUUUUCGCUUGAUCCCCGAUAUUCAAACAACCAAAGAAACAUUUCAAAUGAUCCCCGACAACCGGAUAGUGAAAGAGGCGUUUCAAAUGAUCUUCGGCAACCGGACAGUCAAAGAGGCGUUUCAAAUGGUCUCCGACAUCCAGACAACCAAAGAAAUGUUUCAAAUGAUCUCCGACAACCGGACAGUCAAAGAGACGUUUCGUAUAAUCCCCGACAUCUGGACAACCACAGAGACGUUUCAAAUGGUCUCCGACAUCCAGACAGUCAAAGAGACGUUUCGUAUAAUCCCCGACAUCCGGACAACCAAAGAAACGUCUCAAAUGAUCUCCGACAUUCGGACAACCAAAGAAACGUUUCAAAUGAUCCCCGAUAUCCGGAUAGUCAAAGAGACGUUUCGUAUAAUCCCCGACAUCCGAACAACCAAAGAAAUGUUUCAAAUGAUCUUCGACAUUCGUACAGCCAAAGAGACGUUUCGUAUAAUCCCCGACAUCCGGACAGCCAAAGAGACGUUUCAAAUGAUCCCCGACAUCCGGACAGUCAAAGAAAUGCUUCCCACAAUCCCCAAAAUUUUCAUCGCCAAACAAGCCAAUGGAAUAAACCAACCAAUCCUGUUCAUAUUCCAAGAUACCACUCGAACACCAAUCCUCAUGAUAUUGACAAUGAUAACACAUUGGGAUAUAUACAACGACCUCAUUAUAUUCCUGAUAGAACGAACAGAAAUGAGGGAACGAUUCUGAAUAGAGAAGAUGGUGGACAGUCACAAAUAAGUACUACUACUAAUAUGCACACGGUACGCAAAGACAGUAUCGUAUAUAAACCGUAUAUUCUUUGGAUUGAUAAGAAGGAUGGAGAAAAUGAUAUUAUUGCAAAGCAUUUAGAAAGCAAUGGACAUAUUCAUAUAGAAUUUUUCGAGACAUUUUCAUCGUUACAAAAUUAUUUGCAAAAAAGCACAAGGCCAAUCAAAUCAUCUCCAUUUCAAAUUAUUUCUCGUGGCUAUUAUAAAAAUGAGGAUAAAAAUCCAUUGGAUUUGUUAUUGUUUUUAAAUCAGAACGAUUUAAAACAUGUUCCUGUGAUUGUUUUUACUAAAGAUAAAUCUGGGUUAGAAACUCGAUUGGCAUCCCAGGGAUCUUCAAAGGGCGUUUACGACUGGAAAGACCGUUUAUGUAUAAUAACCAAUCCUAAAGAAUUAAUUGCCAAAUGCAAAAGCAAUAUCGCAAAUUAA
Rotaria socialis is the source of this 1260-nucleotide messenger RNA. Lineage: Eukaryota; Metazoa; Rotifera; Eurotatoria; Philodinida; Philodinidae. The record is from the annotation of a GenBank genome assembly.